Messenger RNA from Callorhinchus milii (elephant shark), 1095 nucleotides. It is a transcript of the gene myod1, whose product is annotated as myogenic differentiation 1. Bases 47 to 874 code for a protein of 275 amino acids. Lineage: Eukaryota; Metazoa; Chordata; Chondrichthyes; Chimaeriformes; Callorhinchidae. The transcript has 3 exons. Gene Ontology annotation, biological process: positive regulation of myoblast differentiation; regulation of transcription by RNA polymerase II; muscle organ development. The record is from RefSeq and is a predicted model, not a curated record. Gene Ontology annotation, molecular function: DNA-binding transcription factor activity, RNA polymerase II-specific; RNA polymerase II cis-regulatory region sequence-specific DNA binding; protein dimerization activity.
CCCACCACCUUCAGUCCCUUCUGCAUCCUUCGCCCCCCGACCAGCAAUGGAGAUAACGGAUAGUUCUCUCUGCUCCUUCUCGUCUGCCGAUGACUUCUACGAUGGCCCCUGUUUCUCCACUUCUGACAUCCACUUCUUCGAGGAUUUAGACCCCAGGCUGGUCCACGUGGGGCUCCUCAAAGGCGACCCCUUGUCGGCGGAGGACGAGCACAUCCGAGCCCCCAGCGGGCAUCACCAAGCCGGCCGCUGCCUGCUCUGGGCGUGCAAGGCUUGCAAGCGGAAAACCACCAAUGCUGACCGCAGGAAAGCGGCCACCAUGCGGGAGAGGAGGCGCCUGAGCAAGGUCAACGAAGCCUUCGAGACGCUCAAGAGGUGCACGUCCACCAAUCCCAACCAGCGGCUGCCCAAGGUGGAGAUCCUGAGGAACGCCAUCCGCUACAUCGAGAGUCUCCAGGCGCUUCUCAGAGAUCAGGAUGACACCUAUUUCUCGGUCAUGGAUCAAUACAGUGUGGAUUCUGCCGCCUCCAGCCCCCAGUCCAACUGCUCUGAUGGAAUGUUGGAUUGCAGCGGGCCCAUGUGCACCAGGAGACGCAAUAAUUACGACAGCAACUACUUCUCUGAAACACCAAAUGAUUCAAGAACUGGAAAAAGUGCCGUUAUUUCCAGCCUGGACUGUCUCUCCAGCAUCGUCGAGCGGAUUUCCACAGACCGGCCAAGCUGUCCCGUCGUGAUGGUUCCAGAUGGGAUGGAGGGCAACCCCACUUCCCCCCGGGAAGGAGUGACCCUGAGUGACCCCACGGCCAUCAUCUUAUCACCAGCGAACUGUACCCGCACCGAGGUCCCGACCGACAACCCCAUCUACCAGGUGUUAUAACCACACUGAGGGCAAACAAAUGCCAGUCAAGUCGAGAUUUAUCACUGCAAAGGGACGAACCAACAAAAGGGAAGUCGCACUAACAGAGAGAUCUUCUACAGCAAAGUAAUGCAAGGACAGACCAAUGACACAAACCACCCUGGUAACUUCAAUUGAAUGCCUGCGAUCAUGAUAAUGAUAAUAAUAAUCCUUGCAUUUGAUAUAGUGCCUCUGUUUACCCA